Messenger RNA from Pocillopora damicornis (cauliflower coral), 494 nucleotides. RefSeq lists its product as uncharacterized. The record is from RefSeq and is a predicted model, not a curated record. NCBI's taxonomy places the organism in Eukaryota, Metazoa, Cnidaria, Anthozoa, Scleractinia, Pocilloporidae.
GCAAACUACGUUUACAUUUAGCAGUUGUCCGCCUUCGAGAAGUAAUUCUAGAUCAAUUGUCAAACAUCAAUUUUCUGGUCUUGUCAUUUCAUUAAUUAUUUGCAAUGAAGACAAUCAACACGCUCCUGAUCAUAUUCGUCCUGACCUGUUUAAUCUCUCUGUCAAAUCCUAUGGCAAUAGGAAAAGGUCAUCAAAAAGAACUAUCUUCCAAUACUUUUCUACGACAAUUUUCCUUUGAUGAUACCGAACAAAAACGAUUACUGCCAUGUGAAGACGUCGGAGACCCAUAUCACUGCUUUUAUUUAGCUGUGGUUGAAGAUAAUUGCGAUCAGCAUGGUGGUAACCUGUGUAGUUAUUCUUGCGGGCUGUGUUAAAAACAGGGUCAAUAUAAGUUUUCCCAAAAUAAGAGUGUUUUCAGCGGAAAACUGUUGACAGUCUCAACGCUUUGAUGUUACUGUAGAAAGGGAAAUAAAAUAGAAUUGUGAAAAAACCAA